This is a messenger RNA of Perkinsus marinus ATCC 50983, 216 nucleotides long. RefSeq lists its product as hypothetical. The transcript has 2 exons. The coding region runs from base 1 to 216 and encodes 71 amino acids. Lineage: Eukaryota; Perkinsozoa; Perkinsida; Perkinsidae. The record is from RefSeq and is a predicted model, not a curated record.
AUGUUCUUGAUUGUUGUUACCCUGCAACUCAUUGCUGUGGGCCACGGUGCAUACACUGAGAUGGAGGAGGCCUUCCAGGAGUUCGUGAGAACUUACCAUAAAAAAUACGACACGGAUGAGCAGUAUCAAGUUGCAAAGGACGCUUUCGAGAAUACUAUGAACGAGAUAGAAGCCAUGAGAGCCAACAGUAAGCAAUGUGCCAGCAUCUACUGCUAA